ACUUUAGCCGAUGCAAAAAUGUCUGAUAGGAGAUGACACUUGUUGGUAAGUCGGUAUAAUGUGGCCGAUCCUAGUUUACUGGAACUCUCGAAAACAGCAUGCUGACUGCUGAGUAAAUGUUGUAUAUCUUGUCAAAGCCAAGUUUAAAUCUUUUUUGGCACUGGCCAGUGUUCAUUUUGUACUCUCACACGUGAUCCGAGGAUUGUCAUGGAUUGUAUUAAGGUCAGAAAUGAUGUCUGAUUGUUCCUGGUUUACAUCUUGGUCACAAAUCUUACCAGGAAACAAGAGCAGCGUGUCAAAAGUGGAAGUGAUGAGUGUGAGAAAGAGGAAGUAUGGUUGAGAAAGGAAAAGCUUUAGUGUUUAGAAUAGAAAGUGACCCAAGCACAGAGGAAGAUGAAAGAGGACCAGGACGUGGUUUGACGGAUGUGGUGGGUGCGCUUAGGAGUCACAUGACGUGCGUGUGUGUGUGUGUGUGUGUGUGUGUGUGUGUGUGUUCCAUUAGAGAAUGUGGAAUACUGUCUGUUAGGGCUGCAUACAGAUAUUGAUUUUCCGAUGCAUCACAACCUUCAAUAUUGAUGAAUCAAUAUGGAUAUGUGUAAUUUCUGCACUGCUAGUGGAAAGCACUUUCUGAUUCCCUCUGAACAAAUAGGCCAUACUGAAUGAAAGGUGAUAACUGUUUAACCGCAUAAGGAGCAAGAUCACUAUAACAUAUACACACUGGAUGGAAAGCGUGGCACAGGAAUCGGCUCGUCCGAAAACAUCACCGGAUUGAUCGGGAGCUGGGUGUGCGGUGCGGGAUAUCCAGUACAUGAAGAGAGUACAUAAAGACAUGGCGGCCACGGUAUUUCUUGCUUAAGAGUGACGGAACGUUUAUCGGCUAUAAAGAGCGACCGCAGGAUGUAGAUCAACUCGAGACACCGUUAAACAACUUCUCAGUGGCACAAUGUCAGCUGAUGAAGACAGAGAGACCCAAACCCAACACAUUCAUCAUACGCUGCCUGCAGUGGACCAGUGUCAUUGAGCGCACCUUCCACGUGGAGAGCCCCGAGGAACGGGCGGAAUGGACCAAAGCCAUCCAGGCUGUGGCCGACAGUCUGCACAAACAGGAAGAGGAGAUGAUGGACUCAUCUCCAGACCCCAUGGACAUGGAGAUGUAUUUGACCAAACCUCGGCAUAAAGUGACUAUGAACGACUUUGAAUACCUCAAACUGUUGGGUAAAGGCACUUUCGGGAAGGUGAUUCUCGUGAAGGAGAAGGCCACGGGAAAAUAUUACGCCAUGAAAAUACUCAAGAAAGAAGUCAUUGUAGCCAAAGAUGAAGUGGCUCACACACUCACAGAGAACCGUGUGCUUCAAAACUCUAAACACCCCUUCUUAACGGCUCUAAAGUACUCAUUCCAAACCCACGACCGUUUGUGUUUCGUCAUGGAGUACGCCAACGGAGGAGAGCUUUUCUUUCAUUUGUCCCGGGAUCGAGUGUUCUCAGAGGACCGAGCACGGUUUUACGGGGCUGAGAUCGUGUCUGCGCUGGAUUACCUGCAUUCAGAGAGAAACGUGGUCUACAGAGACCUGAAGCUGGAGAACCUGAUGCUUGAUAAAGACGGCCACAUAAAGAUCACAGAUUUCGGCUUGUGUAAGGAGGGAAUCACUGAUGGAGCCACCAUGAAGACGUUCUGUGGAACUCCAGAGUAUCUGGCACCUGAGGUGCUGGAGGAUAAUGAUUACGGCCGUGCGGUGGACUGGUGGGGUCUAGGUGUUGUGAUGUAUGAGAUGAUGUGCGGUCGGCUGCCGUUCUACAACCAGGAUCACGAGCGUUUGUUUGAACUCAUCCUCAUGGAAGACAUCCGUUUCCCUCGCACACUCGCUCCCGAGGGCAGAUCCCUGCUGUCCGGCCUGCUCAAGAAAGACCCAAAGCAACGGUUAGGCGGCGGCCCUGAUGAUGCUAAAGAGAUCAUGCAGCACAAAUUCUUCACUGGGAUUGUGUGGCAAGACGUUUAUGAGAAGAAGUUGAUUCCUCCGUUCAAGCCUCAGGUGACGUCAGAAAUCGACACCAGAUAUUUUGAUGAAGAGUUCACAGGACAAACCAUCACCAUCACACCACCAGGACAAGAUGACAGUAUGGAGUCGAUUGAUAGUGAACGGAGGCCACACUUCCCUCAGUUCUCUUACUCUGCCAGUGGAACCGCAUAAAACCUUCAACGAGAUCUGCCUCUGGUCCAACAUCUUCAACCUCUCUUGACGCAGAAGUUUCUCUUUUACAGUGACCAUCAAUGAUGCACGACUCAAACAUUCACAGAGAAACCCUGAAACUGUGUGUUAAAUAACACUGCACCGGUCUGCACUUUCUGACCUCCGGUUUGACCUUUACACAUGUCUGAAUCUGUACCUUCUGCUAAUGGAAAAAACCAUUCUCAUUGCUUCUGUGGCCUUUGAUUUUUAUCAUUUUUCUAAAGGAUAUGAGAGGGAACAGUAAAAACAUUUUCCACUCGAACAACUUGAUUAAAAUUGUGGAUUAAUAUGGAACAGAAAUGGAUUGUAUAGCACUUCAUUAGUCUGAGUAUUGAGAAAUCGAAUAACUAAUGCAAUGCCAAAUAUCAUUUUAUUUACAUUGAAAAAUUCCAAUUACAUCAGUCAGCCAGUUUAAACUGAAACGGGAUUUUGUACAGAUGUUUAGAUUAUCAUCUGCUAUAUUUUUGAUUAUAUGAUUUCUAGACAUUAUAAACUGGACUACUUCUACCCCCCCAAAGUACUUAUUGUAUAUUGGUCUAUAUUGCCUUUGCAUUUGUAAUCAUUUGCAUUGAAUGUGCAAUACUGUGGAAAAGGAAAUUCUCCUGAACUAGAAAUGAACAUUAAAAACUCCAUCAGAAGGGGUGAAUCUGUGUGUGUCAAGAACAUGCCAGGUUACGUCCGUAUUUCACUCCAAAAUCAAAAGAAAGAUAUUUAGCUUUUUUUAGAACCAUUAAGAGUUUGAUAGUGACAUAAGUUUUUACCUUUAAGUAAAAGUAAUUAGUCAUUUUUCUAUUAUGUGCAAAAACAGUGCUAUUUAUACAUUAUGGCGGUAUUUGUUGUACUGUCUUUAUGCUGGUGUAAAUAACAUUUUAUUACAGUACUGAGAAUCACCAUUGAGAAAAAUAUAAUUACAGAAAACUCCAAAUUAAAACGUCUGAACACAUUACAGUAAUGAUGAUUUAGAGAGAAAUGUGCUUAAUUGUUAUGAAAAUAAUGUCCAUUCCAAAAACUUAAUGGUCCUUGAAAAAACCUUAUAUAUAUAUAUAAAUGCAAUUAUAAUUUUUUAUUUUAUGUGAUUUUUUUUUUUUUACAAUUUAAUUUUUUAUUUUAUGAUAUUUUUUUAAAUGUAAUUUUUUAUAUUUAAUGUUUUAAUUUUUAAUUUAAUUUGAUUUGUAUUUUAUUUUUACAUUUUUUUUUAUUUUAAUUUUGUUUUUUUGUUUUUUUUUUUGUUUUUUUUAUUUUGUUUUUUAUUUUAUUUUAUUUUAUUUAUAUUAACUUCAGUUACGAGUCCAAGAGACCAUAUAAAUGCAUGAUAAAUGCAUUUCUCUUGCCACACCAUGCAAAUCUUAAUUCAUUUUAUAUUUCAUCUGCACAUUAUAAGCGUUUCAUACAACUUGUUGAAAGCAACAUUUCUACACAUUUGACUGAAUCUGUGUAAAUACCACGAAGCAGUUGCGAUCGUAUUUAGUACAAGCACAAAUAUGAUCAUAAUUGUUCUGAUCAUUGUUUAUAUCAUGUGUAAUUAUCACCACACAAAUGUUAGUCAGCUAACAUAAAUGAAUGUAAAGGCUUUCCCCUUCAUUUUCACUUUAUGACCUUAUAUGCAAAACAACUUUUCAAUUUUUUUUAACAUGAUGUUUCAUAUGAAUUAUGCUCUUUCGUACUGUCCUGUUAUCUUUUUUACAUGGGGAGAUAUUUUACUUUUUUAUCUUAAAAUGUUUUUGUCAUUUUUUAACACAAAAACUAAAGAAUACAGCUUUAGGAUACAAAUAAUAUAAGAUUUGUAUACACUGUUGUUCAGCUGUUUUUAUGGUUUAGAUUUUUUUUCAUUGAAUUUAUCAAAUAAAGUUUUGGCUACA
Messenger RNA from Myxocyprinus asiaticus (Chinese sucker), 4087 nucleotides. It is a transcript of the gene akt1, whose product is annotated as v-akt murine thymoma viral oncogene homolog 1. Gene Ontology annotation, biological process: protein phosphorylation. NCBI's taxonomy places the organism in Eukaryota, Metazoa, Chordata, Actinopteri, Cypriniformes, Catostomidae. Bases 954 to 2189 code for a protein of 411 amino acids. The transcript is spliced from 13 exons. The record is from RefSeq and is a predicted model, not a curated record. Gene Ontology annotation, molecular function: protein serine/threonine kinase activity; ATP binding.